Molecule: messenger RNA, 1422 nt
Organism: Mytilus trossulus (common blue mussel)
Lineage: Eukaryota; Metazoa; Mollusca; Bivalvia; Mytilida; Mytilidae
Exons: 2
Coding region: 227-925 (232 amino acids)
Molecular function (GO): N-acetyltransferase activity
Source: RefSeq, a predicted model, not a curated record
AUACAUAAAUUUAUUUAUAACAAAUAAUGAUUAAAUGUCUGUAUUUUACCUGGAUUUUGGUCUUUAAAAUCGAUUUAUGAUAUUUGUACACCGGUAAAGAAACUGCUGAUGCAGAAAUUGUGAUGUACUUAAAUAGUCCAUACCAAAUUAUAACCAGUUAUUAACCCUGAUAUCUUAGGAAGAGAUACAACACAUUUGGUGUUUCAGAGAUCUUUACUUGCGAAACAUGUCGGAAAAGUUACGACCAAGACUUGAAUUGGAACAGGCAUUCAAUAUUAUUGCCAAGCAAUUUGAAUUUAAAGAUGCCCAUUUAGAGUUGAUGUCUGACGAAAGGCAAUCAGCCUUACUAACCUUCAUCAAAGAGCAUUUCCAUCCUGAUGAACCACUAAUACGAAGUAUCGGUUAUACUCCAGACGAAGAAUAUGAUCAACUAGUCACAUUGUUUCACAAAGAUAAUCUGUCUCUCGUGCUUAUUUCUGAUAAAACCAAUGAGAUUAUUGCAUGCAGAACAAUAGGUUUGGCACAUAGAGAUGAACCAAUGGAUCCUUCCGAACUAGAAAAUGAAAAACUUGUAACACUCUAUAAGUUUUUUUACCAUAAAAACGAAGAAAUGAACGUUUACAAGCGUUUCAACAUAGAAACAUCUAUAGAUUUCUUUGUUUUAGGGACGCACAGAGACCAUAGAAAACAAGGGAUUGCUUCCAAAAUUUUCCAAGCUGCAAUGUUGUUUGUAAAAGAGCUUGGACUGAAACCAGCAUAUAUCCAUGGUGACGCAACAGGUGUUUAUUCUCAAAGGAUAUUUGAGAAAUCAGGAUUUGAGACUUUGCACACUUUUAAAUACGACGAGUAUAAAGUUGACGGUGAAAUCGUGUUUAAAGAUACUGGUAUUCAUAAAUCAACUAAAGUGUUUGUGAAACAAUUGUAAAAAAAAAAAAGCUACGUAAAUUACUAAUAAAAUACCAAUAAAAGCAAUGCAAAAUAAUAACAAAUAAACGCUACGAAAAUGGUAGUUUUAAUAAUGACUAACUAAAGUAUAGUGUUUCAAUCAUUGAAAUCUUCAAAGUGAAGUCAGCAUGGAUAUAAUUAAGUAUUUGAUUUAAAACAGAGGGGAAAUUGGGGAUGGCAAGACGUCAUGGUACGUUUCAAUUCCUUAAGUGACUAUUUACUGUUAUGUGACGAUAUCAAAAAUAAUAACGUUAUGCAUUAAUAGUCAUCGUUGAGUGAUUGAAUGGUGGCGUUAAAUUUCACUUCCAGUACUCUUCAUUAUAUCGUGUUGGUAAGAUUUUAUUGGAUUGUAGAACCACUAAAAUUUUGUAGGAAAACAGUCGACGUCUGGACUCACUGCCUCGGUAUGGAAAGGCUUGGGAUUACAAUAGAUCAUUCUACUUGUUAAUUUGUAUUAUUAAAUUUAAAAUCUCAAUA